GGUUGCCUGACCUUUGUCCCGGCGACAUUGACCAAUCAGCGGCGAGAUGCUAAUGAGCCACGUGGCCUAUAGCUGUCAAACAAAAAAUGCUCUACUCCCAUAGCAUGCCAGAACUCCGCGUGGUUUCACCGAGGAAGAGCGUAGCGCAUGUUGUGAGAGUUUGACAGUUAGGAAAGUGGUUUAAACUGAACCGGCAAGCUGGAUUUCGGAUUUCAAAGCGUCCAUAUGGACAAAAUGCGCUCCAAGCGAGUUCGAGAAAAGAACUCCAAGAGUUGGUUAAGUGACGAUUACGACUCGGGAGACGGCAAAAGAGACGACUCGAACGUUGGGUACGAAUCAUCCGCCAAGAAACGAAGGGGGAAUUUACCCAAAGAGUCUGUGCGUAUUCUCAAGGGUUGGUUGUACGAACACAGAUACAACGCAUACCCGACGGAUCAGGAAAAGGUGUACUUGUCAAAUGCGGCAAAUCUGACAGUGUUACAGGUGUGUAACUGGUUUAUUAAUGCCAGACGCCGGAUUUUACCUGAGAUGAUUAAGAAGGAUGGCAUGGAUCCAUUACAGUUCACAAUCACACGGAAAAAUAAAGAAAAGUCUUUUUCUGAGGAGGAAGACAACCGAAAGUUUUGCCUUACAGAGAGUGACAGAAAGUUUGACAAUUCCGAAGACAGUGCGUCCAGUCGCGAUUCUGAUCUUUCCCCAUACCCUGUUUCCAUGGACACGGAUGGAUACCUUUCCGACAGCGAAACAUCGUCGUGUGAAUAUUACUCGGAUCAUGAAAAUCUGAACAGAUUGCCGGCAUCGAGGCUUUCUACAUCGGUUGCCCCGCAUAUGAACUUUAGCCCUCACCCACGGGACAAUAACGCCAACACCCCACCCCCCUCCUCCCCUGCCCCAAGCAGUACGGGGAAAGAGGACAUAUUCAGGUGUUUUUACAUGCUUGUUGAUGUUGCCAUCAGUCAAUUGGAGAAACAGAGACAGAUUGAGAAAUUAGAAGGUAACAAAGAGACUAAGUGAGAGGAAGAGACGAGUUGUCUCCCCUGAGUGCAAACUGUCAGAUUCAAGCAACAUGUGCGAGCCGGGAGCACAUGUCGGCGGCGAGUUUCGAUGGGACGAAAUAAACUAGUUUUGCUAACACUGCCAUUUGUGGACACAGCGUGUCACGCAUGUACAUUUCCUGUUAAUUACCUGCACUUUGACAUUCGGACAGCUUUUGAUGAAUUUCUAUGCAAGACCACUCGGGUGUGGAACAUACGUGCGGUGUUAUUAAUGACGAACUGUGGCAAUAUUCAAGUUCACUUCAGUGAAAUGGAUGUACAUUUCAAGGAGGUUUUUGUCAACUAAAAAUUCUUAUACGGUACAGGCGGACUACCGGGACUGAGUGUCAAAUACAUGCAAUAAUUAUGUUUCUUAAUAAUAGUUCAUUAUAUAUACAUUCAAACAGUGACUUCAAACAAUGGCUGAACCAAAGCAUUUGUGUAUUUUUAUACGAUUCUUGAGUUUGAAACGGGAUAGGCAUAUGUCCCAAAUGGGUUGUCAUUUACAACAAACGUUAAAGCAUUUUCUCCCAAACAUUCGUAAAUAUCAAAAUUUCAUCGUUUCAUUAGUACCGUGUGCAAAUGUCUUUUCAGCCUUUAGGCUACACAGGUGAAUACCUGUCGCAUUUUACAGGUAACCUAUUCAUUUCCAACCGUCAAUAGAAAUCGUCUCUUAUUGUCGCUGAAUGCAAAGUACGGUCGGGCAAGACCGCGUGGUCUUCUGGCUGCAUUGGGGCUCUCCCAGCUGACGCGAAGGUCACGUGACCGCUAAACCACGUGGUCGCGCUCGCAUUCGGUGACAGGUUACGAAGACAAAGGCAUAAUUCACUCAAGCAUAUGUUCGCUCAUUUUCGCCGAAGCCAAUAUUGUUUUAAACAGUAGUGCUCGUUUUUCAAUUAAAUAUUAACGGCUUAUGUUUUCUGCGUAUUUAUUGGGGACUGUUUUCAACGAAAUCGCUUUACGACCUUUUUUUGACAUUGAUUGACAGAUGGUCAAGACCACGUGGGUUUGAAAUCAAUGUCGUUUGAGUUACAUUGCAUUUUGCAAACAGAUUGUAUCUUCCAAAUUGGUUGUUUUUGGCCUUUUUAAGUGCGCAUUUAUAAUGAUCAUUCAUUCUCAAUUUACUGGUGUUUUCAAGCAUUUGGGACGCAUCGUUUUAUAUUCUUUAUACAAUUUGUGGCAUUGUAUCAUGCGUGCUAUUUGGGUAUUUUAUGUGUCAUUCAUAUACCAUUGGAAAGAAAUAUUUUUGAUGUCACAAGAUGAUCAUUUUGUAUAAAUUGUACAAAAAAAAAAAGAAAGAAUUAAAUAUAUCAAUUGUA
Messenger RNA from Haliotis rubra (blacklip abalone), 2353 nucleotides. Its product is annotated as homeobox protein TGIF2-like. Gene Ontology annotation, biological process: regulation of transcription by RNA polymerase II. The coding region runs from base 226 to 1014 and encodes 262 amino acids. The transcript has 2 exons. Lineage: Eukaryota; Metazoa; Mollusca; Gastropoda; Lepetellida; Haliotidae. The record is from RefSeq and is a predicted model, not a curated record. Gene Ontology annotation, molecular function: DNA-binding transcription factor activity, RNA polymerase II-specific; RNA polymerase II cis-regulatory region sequence-specific DNA binding.